Molecule: messenger RNA, 7780 nt
Organism: Pocillopora meandrina
Lineage: Eukaryota; Metazoa; Cnidaria; Anthozoa; Scleractinia; Pocilloporidae
Source: the annotation of a GenBank genome assembly
AUGGAGAAAGUGUGUUUUCUGAUAUAUUCUGCUCUUCUUGUGCUAACUAGAGCCAUUAACGCGAAGAGUAAUACUGGUAAGCAAAAUGUUUAGACUAACAUCUACAUGUUUUUUCUUUUUGAAAGCUGACUAUUAAGUAUGCUUGCUUGUAAAAAGAAAAAAGGAUGGCACCGUAAUUGGCAAAACAAAUAGUGCUCACCACACUUUAGAUAUCGGAAUGUAUUCAGACUGUUCCGGCGAAUGCUUGGUCAUUAACAUAAACGCCGUCAGUUGGGACGGCCGAACAAAAUACUGCAUGCUAGAAUUUAAGUCUAAUUAAUAUCCGAAUCGGUCGUGUCAGUUAGUUGUCGUCAAGCAGUCGCACAGUUAGGACCAAAAAAAAAACAGUAAGUUUAGUGGCUGUGUUUUCGUUUUCGAAUUUGGUAGUAGUUGUAGAAUUUAUCGUCGAAACACAGACAUCAUGAAACCUUUUCAAAUUUACAAUCGAUGCAGCCAUUUUUUGGUAAUAAAGCUGAAAUUAAGGUUUUGUCUCGUUCUUGAGAGCUAGUUCAAUAAACAUUAGUUCAAUAAAAUUAAAGCACGACAGGCUUUAUACUUGUUUCACAUAUUAGCACUUAGGAUCCAACAUUGAAACAAACCUAAAGUGUAUUAAGAAGAAUACUCAUUCGACAGAUCGGUAAGGAGUGGAACUUUGAAAAGGGAGUAAACAUUCUUCGUAUGAAGCUAAUCGCAUACCAAACAAAAGAAAACAAAUAAAAAACGAAAAACACCUAAGUUGGUUUUGGAUGCUAUUUCACUUCAAGGAAUAUUAUUGUUAGAACAGUUUGUUUCUGCUUCUAACCUUGCCCCUAAGGUGUUAUCAGCUAAUAAAGUCAAUGGUUAAUGGAUAGUGUUUUCUUUGUUCAAUUCUACAUUCAGUUUCCGUGAAGAAGAACUUCAGUGGUUCCAGCUACAUUUUCUAUAGCAGCAAUGGUAACAAUUACAAUUGGGAUGAAAGCAAAAAAAUAUGUAACGAACAGUCUAGAUAUAACCUUGUUUCUAUUGAGAGUCGUGAGGAGUGGAACUUCCUGAAUCGAACCAUCCAAAAAGAAGAUACCAUUGAAUACUUCAUAGGUUUGAGGAAAGAUGCAUCAACUAGAGUGUGGAGAUGGUUAAGUGAUAACAGCAAAGUCAAUGCGUCCAAUAAAGGACAUUGGCCCUGGGCAAAAGGACAACCUAGCGACGGAAAUAGUAAAAGAGGAGAGAACUGCGCGCAGAUGUACAGAAAUUAUUCUAGUAACUUUGGGCGCUAUAAUGAUGUCCGCUGUAACUUAUCCCUCGCAAAAGCAGGAUUCAUAUGUGAAUUGACAAGUGGAGGAGGUAAUAGACCCUUAAUUCGCAUUACGCGAAACUGAAAAUAAGAAUAAGGAAAUCGUAUUACGGCCGGUCCCUCUCUUGAAAGUCAGUUACACCGAGGAAGAAAGCUAAAAAGAUUACAUAACAUAGUAUAAACACUAGAUAGACCGUGAAGUCACUUUGGAUCCUAAUAGUGAGCCUAUAAGGACUUCUUGUCACACAAUUGGCUAAAUUAUUUCAAUAUAUCUAUUUAUUCGUUUAUUAAUAUAUUUGUUUGUCUCUUUUUCAUAUAUAGAUACCACACUGUUACCAUUGCUUUGCGCUUUAUUUAAAGUAGGAUAUAAAAUCACAUAUUACAAUGAUAGGUGAAUUUUCAUAUUCUUGUUUAGAGAAAAUUUCAGCGAAAGCGACAGCAUCUACCAUAACAGGUAAGUAUUGGCGUUGUUACUGUUGUCCAGAAGAUGAUGUGAAUUAGUGCUUGACCUAUCCAACAAAUAUGUCUAUAUAUAUGAAGAUGAUGACAAACCUUAAUUACUUUUGAAUGUUUAGGUUUGUUGUUAAGUAUAAAUAAAAGUGUUUGUGCAAUUUUAUAUAUUAGAAAAAUGAAAAUGCUAGUAAAUUACCCAGGACGGAAUUAUGGAUCCCAGACAUCGACAACUGCUCGAAACCAUCCAACUGCAAAUCUUUAACUUUUGAAUUUAUAUCAUAUAAGUAUUUUUACGUUUUAUAUAAAAAACGGAACAGAAAACCUUAAAUUACAAAUGGAUUUGUGUUCCUCUCUAUAAAAAUGAUGGAUCCCAGGCAAAAAACUUUUGGUUCUUUUGUUCAGGUUUGUUGUUAUUUACCACUUUUGAUAUCUACCUACAAGAACAUUUUUAUAUAUUAUUUGAGUUUUUACCUAAAAGUAUUUGUGACAAUUUUUAUAUGUUAGAAAAAUGUUGAAUUUUUAUUGAAAAACUGCUUAUAGUGAAUUACUAACUUUGGUUUUGUGUUCCUCUUUAAUUAAGGACUGAAUGAUGGAUCCCAGGCAUCGAAAACUAUGAUGAAUCUCAGGCAUCGAAAUCUGGACCAUCUACAAUUGCGACAACAGGUAAAAGCUUAUCUACCCUUUUUUUUGGUUAUUACGGUUUUUCAUGCAAAGAUCUAUUCAUUUAUUUAUGUAAUUUUCCCAUGUAAGAUAAAUUCGUACCACACUGUUACUGUUAAUUUGCGCUUCCCUUAAAAAUGGAUAGGCAAUCAUCAAAGCACUGGUAUAACAUACAGAAAAGAACCUUUAAAAAAAUAGAAACAAAAAAAUUAUCACCAAUUUUUUUAACCUCCAUGCGUUUUGUUCCUUUGUCUGUUCUGUUAUUAGUUACCACCAUAAUUAUCAUCAUCAUUUUAUUGACUUUCCAGUAUUUGUAUAAUUUUUAUAGAUGAGACCAACGUUGAAUUUGUAUUGAGAAUGCUAACACGUGGAUUUGAUUAAUCAAAAUGAUUUUACUAUUUUUAAAAAGUUGCAUCUGAACGUUUGGUUCCAUGCCCUAUCUGAAACAGCCUCUUCUUUUAUAUAUCAAAUAAGGGGUCACGUCAGGGAAUACCGUCACUGAACAUCCCUUGGCAGACGAUGUACAUGCUGGCAAGCCUAACUUGAUUGUGAUUGUUGUGGUGCUACUGGCCAUUUUCAUUCUGCUCCUUGUAGUCGCUUUCGGACUUAUGUUCUUUCGCAGACGUCGGAGCCACGAUAAACAAUGUAAGUGCCUUUCACUGUGUUUUCUUUUGUUUCGUAUCUAAAUUUUUUUCUAUCAUGAGGAACAAUCCUUUUCGUGUGUCUUUACAUUACUUUCGUCUCCUUUACUUUUUAUCUUGAGUUAUCCACGUAAUCAGUCAACUGUGCAAAAGAGCAUGUACUUAAAAUCCAUUUUAAAUGUCCUUCUGCAUGAUGAUUGCAGCAGUUUAUGCAUUAUUAUAUUAUUUACUACGAAAAGAACAAAGUGGAGGUUUUUAUCGAGGGCCGAGGGUCGAGGGGAAAAUGUUAAGGGUCGAGGGUUCAAAAUAUGUCAGGGAUUUAUUUAUUUAAUUGUUUAUUACUUAUAUUUCCUCGAGCGCGCUAGGUUUAUUGAUUUGUCGACAUCAGCGCCUAGAUCACGCAAAACAAAACUUGGUUAUUUAUGGCGGUUCUUUCAACGGUCAGGAAACCUCUUUGUUGACGGGUUUCGACGGCUGAAGUAUUUAAGGGAAAAAAUUAAUCAAUGAAGUUUAAGUGAUUUAGACCAAGGGCUCUAAAACAAUAGCAAAUUUCGAGCCAUCAGUGAGUAAUCAGUGUCUCACUUCCGCUUCCCCUCUACCUGCAUCCCAGUCGUAUUUUUACGCCGGCUUUUUUGUAUAUACGAUAUAAAUAUAUUUUAUAAUGCGUUAAGUUUCCCCCGAUCGACCUCGCGAAGUCCUGAGAAUCACAUAUCUAUAGUUUUAAAUAAACAUUUUUUGUACCUUGUGGUCGUAAAAUUCCCUCGUUCUUUUCUGUUAGCCAUUCGCGCGUUUCCACUUUUGAGCCCGCUAAGGGACUAAAAAUAUCGAGGUACUUAAUCAUAGAUUUUCGUAUUACUGGAGCAAAGAAUAUCGUUCGUCCUACCAAGGACCACGUUAUAUAGAGGUUCAUGAAGUUGUGGUUUUACUUUUGGGAGGAUUUUUAUCAACGUUCUCUGAGCAAAGCUGUCAAAAAAACCCUCCAUUACGAAUAACUCACUGAAACACGCGCAAGUGAAAUAGGAGAAUGAGAGAAAGUGCUGAAUGGAGAGGAAACGAGAGCUAACAUCCUGGUAUUUCGGUCACUUGGAGAAAGGCGGGAAAUCUUACGACCACGGGAUACAAGGAAUGAUAUGAUAAUAAAUUUUAAAUAAGCAAAGAAAUAAAUCAAUCAAUAAAUUAGGAAAUUUUUGAACCCUUGACAUUUCACCCUCGACCCUUGACUAAAACCUUUAAUGAAAAGAACACACUUACGUUUCCUUUUUUUUUUUAAUUUUUAAUUUUUUAAAUUUUCUUUCAACACUAACAAUGGCGACGACGGUGAAAAUUAAUUGGUGACACGAUUUUGGGGAUAACUAUGGAAAUUAUGUUACAAUAAGUAAGUAUACACUAGAUUACUGAUACGUAUUUAAGUACAAUUAGAGAGUUUUUGCUUAUUAUUGAGUAUAUAAAAAGGAAAAGAUUUCUUUUCUGCCUCUCAGUUAAAUUUGGCAAACCACUGUCCCAGAAGCGAUUAAAGCAUUUGUUACAAAAAGGAAAAAUAAGCAACGCAACAAAUUGAUCAAAUAGAGAGGCAAUAAAAUACCCUUCAGCGUGUUGCUUUGGCUGGUUGUCGCCUGUCUCCAAGUCAGCGAAAAAUAGUCCUUAAGUUAGAGAUACACACGGCAGUUGUCUUUUGCGUACCAUGGUCCUCCUUACAAAAGCGAGACAAGGUCGGAAAUAAGUUAAGCAGCAACAUCAGAACUGAUGUUACAACAGCUGAGUCAUUUAAUGUAAAACUGCUGACCCUAAAAACAUUAGUUAGAGAAAUUAUCAGAGUCAAAAAAAAUUUUGAUAGUGUUUGAUAAGCAGUUUACUGCGCAUUAUAAAAUUUUCAGAGAAAUGCGUGCGCCGUGAUUGGUCAGAACGAGUUCAUUAUUUAACAAAUAGAUUUCCAGUUGCAGCGCGUCUAUUCAGUAAUAGAUCACAGAUGAUGUCAAAAUGUGGUAAGAACAAAAAAGUGGCACACGAGGCGCAGCUGAGUGUGUCACUGAUGUUCUUACCACAUUUUGACGUCCUCUGUGAUCUAUUACUGAACAGACGCACGACAACUCGGAAUCUAUUUGUUUUAUAUAAUAAAGAAUCAAAAUAUGCGGAAAAAAGUGUUAAUGAUGACGUCAUCUAUACGUCUGUCCUCCAAUAGAUCAUAAGUGAGAACCAAUCAGAAUGCGUGCAUAACUGAGCUUUUUAUAUAAAUUUCCAUAGAGCACGCGCCUUAUGUCACACAAGUGCACUUUUGAGAUAUAAGGCACGCAGCAUACGUCAUCGGUAAGGGCGCGCGCAAUUCAUGAUACAUUUUAGUAUAGGUAAUCACAUGAUUUCGAGUGCACUUUGGAAUAAAUAAGCACGAGUAAAUUUUUUUAAAGACUAACAAAAUUGUACAAGCCCGUAAAGCGAGUGCAAUUUGUGGUCUUUGAAAAAAUUAAAAAGUGCUUGUUUAUUCCAAUCUGCACCAGAAAAAUCAUGUGAUUACGUAUUAAUAAUAUCUAUGAAAAAAUACGAGAUAGCUUAUCAUAAUUACGCAGAAGCAAAGCAAAGCGCGCGCAUCAAGUGCAAAAAUAACUUAUUUAAACUUGUGCAUUCGGUCAAAACAACCGCGUACGAUCAAAACAGUAAUAUCCAAUGAUAUUUUCACAUCUAUAAGGCACAAAAAAGUUGAAAGUCCAGCAAAACAGUUCAAGAAAUUGUUCAGUCUAUGUCCGAAUUAAUUUCGAUGGAAUGGAAUAGUCGUUUGCGAGGUUUAACGAUGUUUGUUUCAAUUUGGUGUAGAAUCGCUGGAGCAAAGUGUUAAGCUGGAUCGGCUCGUAAUUUUCAUUUCGGCCUUGGCAAUUCCCUUCUCUAAACACCACUUUUUCCAAAUCGACAACCAAAAAGCAAUGCUUUUUACAGUGUUUUCGUUGUUAGAGCUGUUUUCCAGCUGCUGUAUUGUUGUUGCGGUGGUGAAAGAAGACCUACUUCAAACGCCGGCCAACGCUCGCGAAUUUUCAGAGUAGCCAAAUGUUAAGACGUCCAAGGCUCGCAAUUGAUUAGCUAUUUGUAAGUUUCUUUGAUUAUUGAACAAUCAGAAUGUUUGGUUUUCUUUGCACUGAGUUAACCCUCUUCUGCAUUGAUUAUUUGAAAACAACUUUUAUCCUAACCAAUCAGAACUAAGUCAUUUUUUCAUAUAUAUUAUUAUAAAAGAACCAAAAAAAACUUGUUCCUCGAGAAGUGAGAGAAGCACUCGCCUGCGCGGCCCGUGCUUCUCUGCACUUCUCUCGUGUUCUUAAAAAUUCGCGCGUGCUUAUAUAACUCAACAAUGCACUCGGCGCGUUUUUAUUUCUUUAACAUAUCAGUAAAGCCUAAUUUCUUGCGUCAUAGAUGAUGUUUAGACGAAGAUCGUGUCAUAUGCACCUACGAGAAGCCUUCGAGCUCUGAACUGACAUCACUCGACCCUGUGCUUGUUCAACAAACACAGAGCUCCGCCGAGCUUACUGUUCACCUAACCCUUUCACGAACGGAAUCUGGGCUGGCCACCUACGAAACAGUGAGCGACUGCAAAAAAGAGUGCGGCUAUGAUAACGCUGAGACUAAUCGAAAGUGGAGUUCAGUAAGCGAGAGGCGUUCAGAUAUUCAGGAAACAGCGCCAGAAAACACAGUGUUAGUGAGUGGUGAGAAAGGAAUACAGCAGCCACCUGCUUUGUGCGAUAAAAAAGAAGAAAAUAAGGAUCAUGUAUACGCUGUUGUUCAUAAAGAAAGAAAAGGCAGAGCCAGUUCUGAAGUGAGCGCCCUCGAAAAGACUGCGGGCCGCCCUCAGGAAGAAACAAGUGGUUUACCUGUACAAUGGGCGUCUUGUGUGGAUCAGGCCCCGUCUCUGACACCAGAGAAUGGUUCGUCUCAUCAAACUAAUUCAGGGCUCGACAACAACACAGAGGCUGCAGGGAGCGAGACACCUCAGGCUGGCGGGAACACUGAAUAUUUGUACGCAGCUGUUGACAUGACAAAAAAGAAGAGGAAGCCGCCACAGGUAAUACAUCUCACAAAUCCUGGCAACAGUUUCUUUUUUGUUUUGUUUUGCUUUUAUUUGUUGGAUUUUUUUUACAUGGAGACGUGUUUCUUCUUCAACGCUGUUUCAUUAAGGAAACAGUCUUAGUCUGUUUACUUCUUCGAUUCAUAAUGUCUAAGUAUGAUAGUUAAGCGUACAGCUGGAGCACAGCAGCUGGAUCUUUGCUUAAGUGUCUAAAGGAUCCUCUGCAACAAACAAAUAAACAAAAAAUACAGGACUAAACUGAUAAAAAUAAAUUUGAAAUAAAAAAAACCUUGAUCAGAAGCAAAGCAAGGGAACACUGACCCGGUUAUCUUAUCAAAUUCGUUUACAAUUUUUAGUGUUUUAUUUCUCAUUUAAUGUUGUUUUUGUUGCUGUUGUUGUUUGCUUGUUUGUUUGUUUAUUUGUUUACCUCGUUACUGUGUUGCUAUUUCACGAUCUGCUCAUAAGGUAUUAUUCUCUGUUCCAUGUUCGAUGUAAAAGCCUGCUCCAUACCGUGGCCUUGUGUACGCAGAUCUGAUCCUUUCCCGCGAAAACAGUGCAAAGCUUGUCAAAGAACAGCCCCAAACAGUAUACGCCCAAAUUGAUCCCGUCAAGACAGCAAGCGUGAAGAUAUCACAGAAGAAUCCGGAGGAGACAAAGGACGGCGAACAUCAGUGA